UUUUAGCGGCCGAUACCAGCAAGGACAAGUUUUCAAUCAAGAAAAAAAAGAAAGGAAAAAAAGCACGCAAGAUUGUAUUAUGUCCCUUCUUUUCACGGUGGAACUUUUUUUCUUUUAAAUAAUUCGCCAUAAAUUCGUCCUUGAGGAUUAUUGCUGGAUUUCUACAUAUUUUUGCGGGAUUUUAUUGUGUCAUUGUAUCUGCUGUUUUCGUGAAGCAGGCUGCAGGUUCACCAUGAAGCUGACAGGGAUAUUUUUGCUAUUGAUGCUUUGGACCUGCGAGAGCGCGAGAGUCGCAGAGAGUCGAGACGACAAUAGCGUGUAUGACUUGUUUGAGCUCGUCCAAGUCCCUAAGAAGAACCAUGGGGUCACCCUGGUGAAAGGAGACGACCCGUACAGCCCCGCCUACAAGAUCCUCAACCCGGACCUGAUCCCCCCGGUCCCCGAGAGCGCCUUUAGGGACCUGAUCGAUUCAAUCCACGCCGAGAGGGGAUUCCUCCUCCUGCUCAACUUCAAGCAGUUCAAGCGGACCAGGGGAAGCCUCCUGACAGUGGAGAAGCAGGACGGCUCCGGACCCGUGUUUGAGAUCGUCUCCAACGGCAAGGCGAACACUCUGGACAUCGUUUUCUCCACCGAGAAUAAGCAGCAGCUUGUUUCCAUCGAAGAUGUGGAUCUGGCGACGGGCCACUGGAAGAACAUCACGCUGUUCGUGCAGGAGGACCGGGCGCUGCUGUACGCGGGAUGCGAGGAGGUGAACACGGCCGAGCUGGAUGCGCCCAUCCAGAGCAUCCUGACGCCGGAGACCCCAGCCAGCGCGCAGCUCAGGAUUGGCAAAGGCGCCGCGAAGGACAGGUUCAUGGGGGUCCUACAAAACGUGCGGUUUGUGUUUGGUACAACACUGGAUGCCAUCCUCCGCAACAAAGGAUGCCAAAGCUCCAUGAUGACUGACACCAUGAUCCUAGAGAACCUCAAUGGCUCCUCAGCAAUCAGAACAGAGUACACUGGACAUAAGACUAAAGAUCUGCAGAUGGUCUGUGGCUUCUCCUGUGAGGACCUGGUCAGCAUGUUUAAGGAGCUGAAGGGCCUUGGUGUGGUGGUCAAGGAGCUGUCCAAUGAACUCCGCCAGCUGACGGACGAGAACAAACUGAUCAAGAACCGCAUUGGCAUUCACAGUGGCGUCUGCAUCCACAACGGCAUUGUGCACAAGAACAGAGCCGAGUGGACCGUCGAUGACUGCACCGAGUGCACUUGUCAGAACUCUGCUACUGUGUGCCGAAAGAUCUCCUGCCCCCUGAUCCCCUGUGCUAAUGCUACUGUUCCUGACGGGGAGUGCUGUCCGCGCUGUGGAACACUGAGCGACUAUGCAGAGGACGGCUGGUCGCCAUGGUCUGAAUGGACCCAUUGUUCUGUGUCAUGUGGGCGGGGCAUCCAGCAGCGUGGACGCUCUUGCGACCGUAUCAAUAACAACUGUGAGGGCACCUCGGUGCAGACACGGGACUGCUACCUCCAGGAGUGUGACAAGCGCUUCAAGCAGGACGGCAGCUGGAGCUAUUGGUCACCCUGGUCAUCCUGCUCCGUCACCUGUGGUGCUGGUGUCAUCACCCGUAUCCGCCUCUGCAACUCCCCCACCCCUCAGCUUGGAGGCAAGGACUGUGAGGGAGAGGGCCGGCAAACUGAGAAGUGUCAGAAGUCUCCGUGCCCGAUCAAUGGCAACUGGGGACCCUGGUCACCAUGGGACACCUGCACUGUCACCUGUGGAGGUGGUGCCCAGACUCGUAAACGGCUGUGCAAUGACCCUGCGCCAAAAUAUGGUGGCAAAGAGUGUGUUGGUGAUGCCAAAGACGCCCAGAUAUGCAACAAGAAGCAGUGCCCAAUUGAUGGGUGCCUGUCUAACCCCUGCUUUGCUGGAGCCAAGUGCACCAGUUUCCCUGAUGGUUCCUGGAAGUGUGGAAAGUGCCCAGCUGGCUACACUGGCAAUGGUAUCAAAUGUAAAGAUGUUGAUGAGUGCAAGGAGGUGCCAGAUGCUUGCUUUGAGUUUAAUGGUGUGCACCGCUGUGAGAACACAGAUCCUGGCUACAACUGUCUGCCCUGCCCUCCUCGCUACUCAGGACCCCAGCCAUUUGGCAAAGGUGUGGAGCAGGCUGCUGCUAAGAAACAGGUGUGCACGCCUCGUAAUCCCUGCCUCGAUGGAAGCCACGACUGCAACAAAAAUGCCCGCUGUAACUACCUCGGACACUUUGCCGAUCCCAUGUACCGCUGUGAGUGCAAGCCUGGCUAUGCUGGUAAUGGCCAUAUCUGUGGAGAGGACACCGAUCUGGAUGGAUGGCCCAACGCUGACUUGGUUUGUGUGGAGAACGCCACCUACCACUGCAAAAAGGACAACUGUCCCAACCUCCCCAACUCUGGCCAGGAAGAUUACGAUAAGGACGGCAUUGGAGAUGCUUGUGACAAUGAUGAUGACAAUGAUGGCAUUCCUGACGAUCGGGACAACUGUCCAUUCGUGUACAACCCCAGGCAAUACGACUAUGACCGUGAUGAUGUUGGUGACCGCUGUGACAACUGCCCCUACAACAGUAACCCAGACCAAACAGACACAGACAACAACGGAGAGGGAGAUGCCUGCGCUGUGGACAUUGAUGGAGAUGGCAUACUGAAUGAGAAGGACAACUGCCCCUAUGUGUACAAUGUUGACCAGAGAGACACAGAUCUGGAUGGAGUGGGAGACAUGUGUGACAACUGCCCUCUGGAACAUAAUCCUGAUCAGGUGGAUUCAGAUGAUGACCGUGUAGGAGACAAGUGUGACAGCAACCAGGACAUCGAUGAGGACGGACACCAGAACAACCUGGACAACUGCCCAUACAUCCCCAAUGCCAACCAGGCUGACCAUGACAAGGAUGGCAAGGGAGAUGCCUGUGACCAUGAUGAUGACAACGAUGGCAUCCCUGAUGACAAGGACAACUGCAGACUGGCCUUCAACCCUGACCAACUGGACUCAGAUGGCGAUGGCCGCGGAGAUGCUUGCAAAGAUGACUUUGACCAAGACAAUGUGCCUGACAUCUACGACGUGUGUCCAGAGAACUUUGACAUUAGUGAGACAGACUUCCGCAAGUUCCAGAUGGUUCCUCUGGACCCCAAAGGAACCUCGCAGAUUGAUCCUAACUGGGUUGUCCGCCAUCAGGGCAAGGAGCUGGUUCAGACUGUCAAUUGUGACCCUGGUAUUGCUGUUGGUUACCACGAGUUCAAUUCAGUGGACUUCAGUGGGACUUUCUUCAUUAACACAGAGAGGGAUGAUGAUUACGCCGGCUUUGUGUUCGGCUACCAGUCCAGUUCCAGGUUCUAUGUCGUGAUGUGGAAGCAGAUUACACAGACGUACUGGUCAAAUAAACCCACCAAGGCCCAGGGCUACUCUGGCCUGUCCAUUAAAGUGGUUAACUCCACCACAGGCCCAGGGGAGCACCUCAGGAAUGCCCUCUGGCACACAGGGAAUACCCCAGGACAGGUCCGCACUCUUUGGCAUGACCCUAAGAAUGUUGGAUGGAAAGACUUCACUGCCUACAGAUGGCAUCUGAUCCACAGACCAAGAACAGGACUUAUUAGAGUUGUUAUGUACGAGGGCAAGAAGAUCAUGGCAGAUUCUGGAAGCAUCUAUGACAAGACAUAUGCAGGCGGCAGGCUAGGUCUUUUUGUCUUUUCACAAGAGAUGGUAUACUUCUCAGACCUCAAGUAUGAAUGCAGAGAUGCCUAAAUGCACGGCGCAGGAAGCUCUGAGGAAUGCACCUUUUUUGUAUAAAGUAUGAACUUAUGUAUUCUGAUGCAAAGUCCAGGGACCGAUUUAUCUCCGCGACUCUUUUUUCUGCGGCACGCACACUCGGACGGGGCGAAGGGCAUGUGGUCGGCCUCAGGGUAGCUUGAAGCUGGUUUGGGCAGAGCACCAACCUGUUGACUGCCAGUCGAGGAUCAGAGAGCCCCUUCUCCUCCACCCUUAGCAUCCUCAAGAGCAGGGAGAGCUGGAAAAAAAAGAAAACAAACCCUCUAUCUUUGCCAGUAGGACACAAACACCUUUCUAUCCCAGCUCUGCCUGCUUUCUCGCUCUCUGAAAGACCUCAUUCAUCUCUGUGCGGGAACGGCUCCCCAUAGACAACUAUGCACUUCCAAGCCUUUACAUCUCUCUCUCUCUCUUUCUAUCUCCUUCUUCAGCCUGUGUGCCUUUCUACCUUACCUUCUGGAUGGACAUCCCAAAGAAACAACUAAUGAAAUAUUUCCUUUGCUUUACUAGAUCUGCCAUGAUGUAGAUUCUGAAUGAUACAACUUUUGAGGAUGAAGACAGCAAUAACAAUUUGUAGGAAUCUUUGUUGUUGAGGACUUGUGACUUAAGAAAAUGGCCGGGAGUGGAGCAAGUUAGAAAUAAGGGGAACAUGAUGUUGUGGUGUAUUCAUGCAUGUACUAUAUGUGGAGGACUGGCCAUGAAUGGAACAAGAAAGUGCUUUUACGCAUCUACCUACGAAUCUCUAUAGUCAAGACAUAUGGAGAAGAGAAAUACGACAUUAAAUUUAGGUUAGCAAUCUUUUGAACUUACAAGUAUCAUGGGGUUUGUUGAUGUUGUGAUUAACUUAACAACUCUCAGGGUGAGAUGGAAGUGACGACUUUCGCAUAUCAAACCAGUAAGAAAAAAAUAAGAGGAUUAUAUUUUGCAGAAAAUUGCUAGAGCCAGUGAUCUCAAAGCCAGUAUUGCAACUAAAAUAAUGCUCAUCUUACAUCAAAACCUUGGUCAAUGAAGAGAUUUAGCUCCCUCAGCUUCUGAGGAUUCCAAUUUGAAAUCAUGUAAAUACAUGUUAUAUAUUGACUCUUGCCUACAAUGUAGGCAGAAAAGGAAAUUUAAAUGCUUUGAAAAAGUAAAGUAAAAUCCAUCCAAUAUCACAAUGAAAAAUGACCCAAAGUCAGGUACAGCCAGGUGUCAGAGGCAGGAUGCUUGCUCUUAUCUGUGUCUAUCGUCUCCCGCUGUACAAAGUGAAUUAGGUAUUCUUCAGAUAGGGCUAUUUAGCAUGAAGUGUAUGUGACUUGUGUGCCUUUUCUUCAGAGAGAGAUGAAAAACAAAGGAAAUCUUUGAUGUACAAAUAUUACCUCAUUGCUGUUGUAUAAUUUGAUCAAACAAAAACACAACCUAAGUACUUUUUCAUAUUCCUUUGAAAUGAUGGACAUCUUAGUUGUACUGUAGCAUGAGCUGUAAAUAGUAUGACAUUUCAUAUCUAAAAACACAACGAGCUCCCAAUCCCGUGAUCUACCCCGGUGAAAAAGACAGUAAAAUGGGAGAUUUCUUUUUUAUAAAUAAUUUUGCUUUAUCAUGUAUGUCCAGUGCUGUUUUUAGCAGAUAAAUUAUUGUUCUGUCUUAGCUGUUUGUGAGAGGUUGAUUUGAGUGUGUGCGCGUGUGUGUAGAUAAAUGCUAUUUAAAUAAUUUAUCAGGAUUUGUUGCCUUACCAAAGGGCACAUUUCCAUCUGUAUAAACGGUUUGCACACUGACAUGAGGAUGUUCUGUUCUUUAUCGUUUUUACCUUCUUUGUUAUUGUGUAUCUUUGUUACCAUUAUUUUUGUACAAUUAGUUUUGCUUGUCUGUAAACAUUUUCUUAGUUGUACAAAGCGAAAUGCUGUUUUUAUUCAUAGCAAUUAUUUUGUUACAUACUUCAAGACAAUAAAUAGUUGUUAAAAUUC
Molecule: messenger RNA, 5703 nt
Organism: Chelmon rostratus (copperband butterflyfish)
Lineage: Eukaryota; Metazoa; Chordata; Actinopteri; Chaetodontiformes; Chaetodontidae
Gene: thbs1b
Product: thrombospondin 1b
Exons: 23
Coding region: 233-3742 (1169 amino acids)
Biological process (GO): negative regulation of angiogenesis; cell adhesion
Cellular component (GO): extracellular region
Molecular function (GO): protein binding; calcium ion binding
Source: RefSeq, a predicted model, not a curated record